Messenger RNA from Homalodisca vitripennis (glassy-winged sharpshooter), 1745 nucleotides. RefSeq names its product cytochrome P450 4c21-like. NCBI's taxonomy places the organism in Eukaryota, Metazoa, Arthropoda, Insecta, Hemiptera, Cicadellidae. The transcript is spliced from 13 exons. The coding region runs from base 47 to 1543 and encodes 498 amino acids. Gene Ontology annotation, molecular function: iron ion binding; oxidoreductase activity, acting on paired donors, with incorporation or reduction of molecular oxygen; heme binding. The record is from RefSeq and is a predicted model, not a curated record.
UCUUUUUGCGAUCACACGAUUCACCUGGCAGAGCAUUGACUCUACCAUGACAAUGCCAUGGUUUCCUGCAGUGCUUCUCGUGCUCGUUCUAAUCCUGCUAGUAGUCUACCUACAGUUCCGGUGGCGCUACAGACAUAUCCUGGCAACCGCUUCCCAGCUGCCUUGUCCUCCGACAUUACCUUUGCUGGGAAACAUCCCCUUGCUUCUCUCCUCUAGUGACAGAUUCAGUUCGUCAAAGAAUAUAUUUAGGAGCGUGGAAAAGUUCAAGGGCCUAUUCUGCAUAUGGGUCGGGCCAUUUCCUCUUUUCGUUGUAAAAGAUCCUGCUAAUGCUCAGAUCAUUCUUAAUAGCUCUGGUACGAUAGAAAGAGAUGAUAUGUAUUCACUGUUUAGAACAUUUUUGGGCAACGGCCUUCUUUCAGCUCCAGCUCAUAUAUGGAAGAAAUACAGAAAGCUGAUAAACCCCGUUAUGCACGCUUCUAAUGUGGAAAACUUCCUUCCGGUGUUCAAUGACGUCGGGAGAAAGUUGACAGAAAGGUUUGCUGCCAGCACUGCACCAUCUGAUCACUCAGACGAUAUUUUUGACUUAGCUUUGGAUGCUACAACGAGAACAGUUAUUUCAAAAAGCCGGUAUACUGACGAAACAAAGAAGGAAGUAAAAUAUUUAAUACCUAGAGUCGGAGGAAUGUUCAUCUUGCGACUAUUCAAGGUUUGGCUACAUGUUGACUGGCUCUUCAGAUUAUUGUACCGGAAAGAGUUAAAGGAGAUCUUCAAAAAGUACGAUUAUCUCAUGGACAUAAUCAACAAGGGAUGGAAAGAGGAAGAUAAUAUCCGAAGAGGGAUUGCAAGUCCAGAUCAAAGUAUUGAGCGUUUGCCUGGAAUAAACCUAGUGGAUGUAGCUUUUGACAAUCUCCCGAUGACAUCAGAGGACCACGACUGGAAGGACGAGUUUUGCACCUUAGUAGCAGCCGGGACCGACACUGUUCAUGAGUCUUUGUGUUUUCUGCUGGUGACAUUAGGGCACCAUCCAGAAGUCCAGGACAGUAUCUUUGAGGAGAUACAGAGAGUUAUGGGUGACCUUGACCGUGACGUCACUGUUGCUGACGUCAGCGCCAUGACCUACCUGAACCAGGUCAUCCUAGAGAGCAUCAGACUUCAUGGGAGCAUCUCAGCAAUUAUGAGAAAGGCAACACAGGAUACAAAAUUGCCUGGAUGCACGCUGCCGGCCGGAAGUCGCAUAUUAAUAGCACUCCAAGCAAUGGGUUAUGAUAAAGAACAGUUCCCAAAUCCGAAACAGUUUCUGCCUGAACGGUUCUCUCCAGAGAAGCAAAAGGAACGACACAACUACUCUUUCGUGCCGUUCAGUGCUGGUCCUCGUAACUGUAUAGGGAAGUCGUACGCAAUGAUCAUGAUGAAGACAGUCCUGGUCCAUAUCCUGCGCCGUCUGCGGGUUACGUCACAUACUAAUUUGUCAGAUAUCAAGUACGAAAUGAAGGUCGUGAUGCACCACAAGUCUCCACUCCUAGUCUCGUUCCAUUCAAGAUAAACAAGAUUUGAUUCAGUCUUAAACGUGGGAUUCAUACCACUACUCAAGAUCAAUGGUUUUCAUACGUCUUAAAUUACCAUGGAGCGUUCUCAGAAACUCUAAAUUAAAAGGAAAACUCCUUAGUAAUACUGGUAUACGUUAGUUUUUAAUCGUACAUUCACAUGUGCUAUUCAUAUUUUAAUAAAAUACAAUUGGAAUAGUA